AUGAUGCGCCGCAAGACCUCCUCCUCAUACGGCGAACUCAACGUUGAUCAGCUGAUCUCGACGCUGGUGUCGGUGAAACCGUGGCAUAAGACGCUCGAUGUCACUGAGAACGAGAUUCGAAUGGUUUGUGUGCUCGCCCGACAGAUAUUCAUGCAUCAGCCGAUGCUUCUCGAGCUUGAGCCGCCAUUAAAAAUUGGAGGCGACAUUCACGGUCAAUACUCCGAUCUUCUUCGAUUAUUCGGCUUGGCUGGUUAUCCGCCGGAAUCCAAUUAUCUGUUCCUUGGAGAUUAUGUUGAUCGCGGCCCGAAGAGUAUUGAGACGAUUCUCCUAUUGUUGUGCUACAAAAUUAAGUAUCCCAACAAUUUCUUCCUGCUUCGCGGAAACCAUGAAGUGGCGAAUCUCAACCGAAUCUACGGGUUCUAUGAUGAAUGCAAACGUCGUUACAACGUGAAACUGUGGAAAUGUUUCCAAGACGUGUUCAACUGUAUGCCGGUCGCCGCUCUAAUUGACAAUAAGAUAUUCUGCUGUCACGGAGGAUUGUCGCCGAACCUGCGAUCGUUGGACCAACUCAAAAGAAUCUCGCGACCAUGCGAUGUUCAGGAGACUGGUCUUCUGUGCGAUAUUCUGUGGUCGGAUCCAGACGCAACCGUUGUCGGAUGGGCUCCCAAUGAGCGCGGCGUCAGCUAUGUGUUCGGUGUUGAUGUGCUCGCUCAGUUUUUGCAAAGAAUGGAUCUCGAUAUUGUUGUCAGAGGACACCAGGUUGUUGAAGAUGGCUAUGAGUUUUUCGGCCGUCGCGGAUUGGUCACCGUCUUCUCGGCACCGAAUUACUGCGGCGAGUUCGACAACGCCGGUGCUGUGAUGAACGUUGAUGAGAAUCUCCUAUGCUCGUUCCAGAUUCUGAAGCCGCAAUCGCAAAUCGUGAUGGACGCGGCGCUCGCCGAGAAGCAAAACAACUUCGUCUCGAAUUUGUCGAGCAUGGCCAACGUGAAAAUCGAGCAGAAGCAGCCGCAAAUGAUCCAGAAAAGAUUCCGUCGCGGAAUGUUGUAG
This is a messenger RNA of Caenorhabditis bovis, 1047 nucleotides long. Lineage: Eukaryota; Metazoa; Nematoda; Chromadorea; Rhabditida; Rhabditidae. The record is from the annotation of a GenBank genome assembly.